AUGGCCGGAGACCACGGCAUGGUCGAGGACUACAGCGCGGCCGAGGACCUCGGUAUGGACGACCUACCACGGAAUUCAAACAGAGAGUCAAAUGUGGUCUCUACGCACAAUCAACUGCUAGACGCGCUCACUACCUUUCUGACCGUCACAACACACCAUAUUCUCUACCUGCGCCGGCUUUAUCCUCCAACCUCCUUCCUUUCCACUCGUGCGUACGACUAUCCCGUCCGCCAAAAUCGGCAUCCGAAAGUGUGUGCGUGGGUCAACGAUGCAAUGGCCGCGGUUCGUGAUCAGUUGCAGAAGGAUGUGGUCGAGAAGCUUUCACUCUGCGUAUAUGAGUGCAAGGCUAAUCGCGUUCUCGAACGCUGGACAUUCGAUCUUCGAUCAUUUCCUCAAGUUAUCAAACGCGAUGACAACAUCCCUAUCGAGCCAAAACCACCAAACGAGGAGGAGGAUGGUUACGACGACGAAGGCGACGACGAUGAUGGCGAUAUUCUGCUUGAGCAACUCAAUCUGGCUGACCUGGAAGCCCAUUUCCGUGCCACCUUGAGCCGAGUGGCCACCUCAGCAGCCCGACUCAUGCCAUUGCCAGAGGGGCCUGGGGCUCCUGAGUCCAGCUUUACCCUCGCUCUCGAGGUCAAGGACGAGGCUGACCGGCCUGUUGGUCGCAUGGAGAAAGAGGAGCGGAAGUGGAUUGCUGCGGAACCAGCGUCGGCUCUCAACCGUCCCAGUCCUUCGGUCCCUCCUCUAGAGCCACAGCAAAAUGAGCAGGUCCUAGACAAAUUAUCACCCAGAACGCACCCAGUACGCCUUUUGGAGGUCGGCGAGCUUCGGCUGGAAGUCUGGGUGGAAGAAUCUGCGGCUAAAUUUGAGUUUGAUCUUCCAAAAGCUGGGCCCAGCUCACACCUACCUCCAUAA
Cladophialophora yegresii CBS 114405 is the source of this 918-nucleotide messenger RNA. RefSeq lists its product as uncharacterized. Bases 1 to 918 code for a protein of 305 amino acids. The transcript has a single exon. The record is from RefSeq and is a predicted model, not a curated record. Gene Ontology annotation, cellular component: zeta DNA polymerase complex. NCBI's taxonomy places the organism in Eukaryota, Fungi, Ascomycota, Eurotiomycetes, Chaetothyriales, Herpotrichiellaceae.